GGUAAAUAUGUGUAUAAUUGUAAAUGAAUGUUUACUGUAUAAAAUAAUAAUGUCUUGUUUGGGUAAUUAUAUAAUUGAUAAGACAUAUGCAAAUGGCAAAAAAUAGACUGGAGGUAAAGGUGACAGGAGUAAAUUUAGUUAAAGUAGUUUUUGAACUUUUCUAUGUCUAUGAGGAGACUUUGAACAAUGACCCUGUAUUUCUAUCCAAAAGCAUAUAUACAAAGAAAUUGAAUCAAUGAUAUAUGAAAGAAUACUAUAGUAGAAUUAUUAAUAACUGUUCAAAAAAGAAGCUGGCCAAAUAUAUAUUAAGGAUGGAUGAAUCAUUACAGUAAAUCCAUACAAUGGAACAAUAUAGAGAAGUGAAAAAAAAUCACAUGUACUUGCAACUAUGUGACUAAAUUUCAGAAACAUAAUGUUGAGUCCAAGAAGCCACAAACAAGAAAAACAUGUAGGAUUUCAUCUACACACAGUGCAAAGCAGGCCAGACCAAGCUAUGCAGUUUAGGGUUGCAUACCCAGGUGGUAAAGUAUGAAGAAAAUUAAGGAAAUAAUCAUUAUAAAUUAUGGAUAUUGCUUAUCUCAGGAGGUGUGAAGAAGGGUUUAGUUGCUUGGAAAGUGGCAUGGAGGUGGACCUGGGCUGUUUUCAGUGUUCCUUGUCUUGCUCCGCAUCAUGAUUACUUGAGUGUUUAUGAUACACUGCGGUAUUUCCCAUUUUGUUUUGGUUCAUUUCCAAGUGUGCAUUAUAAUUUUAAUAUAAAAAUUUUUAAUUAAGAGAAAUGUCUCAUAGAAAUUAUCAUUACUCACCUCAUUAUAUACUGAGGGGAAAAUAAACUACUUGUAUACAUUCUUAUACAACUCUAAGAGAGCUGAAGUGAGAACUUUCUUGUUUAGUUGCAACGUGAGGAAAUUUGAGACCGUGUUAUCUGCCACCCCCAGAUUUUUCCAAAGGAUUUCUUCUAGCCAUAGUUUUCUACCUCACAGGAACAAAUAUUUGCCAUUCCCCAUCCAUUUUUUCUUUUGGCUCCUGAAUUCCUGACACAACAAGGUUGUAUGUAUUUCCCACACUCUUGUUUAGCAGAGUUCGUUUAUCAGUUAUGUUUCUCUGCAAGAGAAACCCUCCAAAACUACAUUAGACAUUUAUAUAUCACAUGUUUUGUAUUUCAUUUUUCUAAAUGAGUUUGGUGGAUGACUGUGGUGAUUUGAGAUGGGCCAGAUUCUGCAUCUUGGAGGUCCUUAGAGUUUGACCAAUUUAGUCUGGAUCAGGUGGGGACAAUCUGCCUUCAUUAGUUUCUGAUUCUCCUCUGGGAACAGUGUGCUAGCCAGGCGAUAUUCUCAUUGUAAAUGGAAAGAGGAAGAAUCCCCAGUAUGGAAGCCAUCUCAAAUCUCUAUGCAAAGUGUAGUAAUUUUCUGUUCAUGAAAGUAAGUAAAUGAUUGAACUCCAAGUUCAGGGGAAAGGCAAUCUUCCUGUGAUGGGAGGAUGCUGCAAGAUUAUAUAUGAAAGGGUUUGGUAGUCAGGAAUACUUAUAAAAUUGCUGAAUAUUUUAAUUAAAUAAUAAAUAUUUAAACAUUAGGCUUCGGAGAAACUUUACCAAAGACCUAAGAAUUAGAGAUAUGUUUGAUAAAUAAAUAUUAUUCAUGGGCUGAAAACCCUGAGUGGGAAAACAGGACUAAUUUCAGCUGGACAACCUCUUGGAAACUCAUUUUUUUAUUUUGGAAAUUAUGAGAAAAUAAUUCAUUCCAUUCAUAGGUGGAGGGCACAUGUGUUUGUUUGUGUGUGUAUUUAUGAGCUUGAGAAUAAUGAAGUCACACAAAAGUAUUAGCAGCAACCAGAUCUUAUGGAGUACUGGCCUGCCUGUGGUUCUCAAGUAAAUCUUAGAUGCUUUUGAUAAAAUAAGUUUGGAUUCUGUGUAUUUAAAUCUGGCGUUUAAAAAAGACUGUAUAGGUGAUGAUCUUAGUUAUGACCAAGCUCCCUUUAAGAAUUUAGACAUUUACUAUAUGAUCUCUGUAUUGGGUUAUAAAACUUCCCUAACAACUAAAGUCAUUAAAGACAAAUGAUGGAGAGGUUACACAAGGAAAACUUGCAAACACUGAAAGUUAAUAUGUCCUUGUUUGCACACUAGCACCUGAGAAUUCAGGUUUCAUGUCAACUUCAGUAUGAAUAAUUCCAGUGUAUAACAAGAACAGACAGCGAAUGAAUGAGUUAAUUUGAGUUGUUUUGAAAACAAGAAUGUUUUCCAUAAAGACAGCAUUGAACUCAUCCAUUAGCAUGCUAUGGUGAUUUCUGGCUUGACACUGGUCACAACAAUCAAAAGUAAAAAGAAUGUCACAGCAGAUACACAAAUCAGGUGCAUAUAGAAUUUAAGGUCAGGAUAUUCAAGCAAUCACAACCAGUGAUAUUACACUAGCAUUUAAAAAAUUUCUCUUUGUCUGUUCAGAUAUGAUAACUUUUCUGUCCAUCACAUUUUCCAUUCUAGUAGGGGUUAUAUUUGUUAUUGGAAAUUUUGCUAAUGGCUUCAUAGCAUUGGUAAAUUCCAUUGAGUGGGUGAAAAGACAAAAAAUCUCCUUUGCUGACCAAAUUCUCACUGGUCUGGCUGUCUCCAGAGUUGGUUUGCUCUGGGUAUUAUUACUACAUUUGUAUGCAACUGAGUUUAAUCUAGCUUUUUAUAGUGUAGAAGUAAGAAUCACUGCUUAUAAUGUCUGGAUAGUGACCAACCAUUUCAGCAACUGGCUUUCUACUAGCCUCAGCAUGUUUUAUUUGCUCAAGAUUGCCACUUUCUCCAACCUGAUUUUUCUUCACUUAAAGAGGAAAGUUAAGAGUGUCAUUCUGGUGACACUGUUGGGGCCUUUGCUAUUUUUGGUUUGUCAUCUUUUUGUGAUGAACAUGAAUCAUAUUGUGUGGAGAAAAGAAUAUGAAGGAAACAUUACUUGGAGGAUCAAAUUGAGGAGUGCAAUGUACCUUUCAAAUGUGACUGUAACCAUGCUAGCAAACCUUAUACCCCUCACUCUGACCCUGAUGUCUUUUCUGCUGUUAAUCUGUUCUCUGUGUAAACAUCUCAAGAAGAUGCAGGUCCACGGCAAAGGAUCUCAAGAUCCCAGCACCAAGGUCCACAUAAAAGCUUUGCAAACUGUGACCUCCUUUCUCCUGUUAUGUGCCAUUUACUUUCUGUCCAUGAUCCUAUCAGUUUGGAAUUUUGAGCUGGAAAAGAAACCUGUCUUCAUGUUCUGCCAAGCUGUCGUAUUCAGCUAUCCUUCAACCCACCCACUCAUCCUGAUUUGGGGAAACAAGAAGCUAAAGCAGAUUUUUCUUUCAGUUUUGUGGAACGUGAGAUACUGGGUGAAAGGACAGAAGCCUUCAUCUCCAUAGAUUCACGAGAGGGGCAUUGUGUGUCUUCUAGCAGAAAACAAACUGCGAUGACAUUUAUUUGGAAGGCAAGUUCAAGACAAAAAUGGCAGGGAAAUAUGGAAAUUGACACAAGAACAAAUGUGAAACAAUGUGUGGUGAUGUCUGGUGUGACUCUGCUGGCAGCCACUUCACAGUGAGGUGAGAGAGACAGCACGGUGGUCAUCAGAUGCAUGCACUUGGCUCCUAGCAUUUUUCCAGACAGGCUACUAGGGCAAACUGCAGCUGGCAUUAGUCCAUGGAAGAGAGAGAGGAGGGAGAAUGUAUCUGCUCAGCUGUCAUUAGUGUUGUAUUUCCCAUUGGCCGUGGUAUUCCUGAGGCAGAACAACCAUCUCUGUUGUUCUGCCUUACAUCAUCCAGUCCCUUGGUGGAGGUUAUGGAAGUCAGACUUCAUGCCCACAGUGUGGUGAUGCAUUCAAGUUCCAAAUGGAAGGACGAUCUGCAUCAGGCAAGGGGUGGAUGAGGGGAAUGGGAGAUAGUGAAGGGAAUCUAGGAAAGCACGUGUCUGUGUCCAGUGCAGUCCAAUCCUUUUGCCACUCAGAUGUGCUCAUGCCCUCCAGUCAUGGCUGGCUUUCAGAGCAUAUGACUUGCAGAGUUGCACAGGGUUUUGUGCCUAGAGGAGUGUGUGCUUAUACGAACUCUAUGCUUGGAUUAAUGUUCUGCACUUGCUGUUUUGUUUUUCAGACAGAGGAUACUUAUCUGCUGAAGAGGCAAUGUUCUUGCACUAAUUCCAUAAGGAUUUGCUCUCCCGUCUCCUAUAGGCUUCUCAGUGACAUGCAUAGUGUCCUAUAAUGCCCACUAUGCAUGCCGCUAGCAGCUUUGAAUUCCGCUGGAUCAUCUGGCACAGUGACCAGAGCAGCUUGGACCACAGCAGCUUGGACUGGAGCCUGUAUCUGCGGUAGAGCCCUCUUUUGUUCUAGGUUCCACUUGAGAGCAGUAGCCUUUAGAAACUUCAUUCAUGAGUCAGAGCAAUAUUCUCAAAUGUGGAAUAUGUUAGCUCCAAAAUCCCAAUAGGCUUUCAAAACAUUGUGCCUCUUUUGUAGUGAUAGGAAAUAUAUGGAGAGAGCAACAUGCCUUUUUCUUUAAAAAAAAGAUUGUUUUAACAUGUAGACAGGGGACACUGAACGCCUUAAAACAUCACUUAUGUUUAUGUUCCUGAAUCUUCUCCUAUUUCUCUCUUUCCUUCUGGUAUUUUACUUCCGCUCAGUGUUACAGUAUUUUAUUAUAUUUAAGAAACUUGCCACUUCCUGAUUAUUGUACCAAGUUAUAUAUUAUUAUUAUUGCUAUUAUUUUGAGACAGAGUCUCAUUCUGUCCCUGAGGCUGGGGUGCAGUGGCAGGAUCACAGCUCAUUACAGCCUCAACCUUCUGGGCUCAAGUGAUUCUCCCGCCUCUGCAUUGCUAGCCGCGGGGACUGCAGGGGCGCACCACCACGCCUGGCUAAUUUUGGUACUUUUUGUUGGGCUGGGAUGUCACCGUGUUACCCAGGCUGGUCUCAAACUUCUGGGCUCAGGUGAUCCGCCUGUAUCGGCUUCCUAAAAGUGUUGGGAUUGCAGUCAUGUGCCACAGGGCCCGGUCUGUAACAUUAUUAAUAUAUUAAAUUAGCAGAAUAUUUUUAAAAAAAUGUAAAUUAAACUGAGAACAGAAGUGACAUAACCUUGACAUAAAACAGUGAAGCAGUGCUAUUGUUCUUAAUACAAGGCAAAUUGUUUUGAUUUUCCCUCAUAAUGGGUGUAGAUUAAGAAACAUUCACCAAAUCACGAGCCCCGUAAAAAGUACCAGAAGCUCUGCUCUGCUCAGUGAAGAUAGCACAUCCUGGAAAGCUUUUGUAAGUGCUGAUUUAAGUUUUAGUAGUCUGCAUUCAUUCUAUAACCCAUCUGGUUUUGGUAGAGGCCAGGUAGGUUAAGUGAAUAGAGAUACAAAGAGACUAUCAUUCCCUGUAACUUUAAAGUACUUUGUCAUGGCAGUGACCAAUUCCAUUCUUUAGGGAAUGCAGUUAUUAUAUUUUAUACAUUGUGUUGCCAGUAGAGGAGAAUUUCAGAGGCUUCCCCUUGGUCCUGCUAUAAUAAUGUCCCUUACCCUACAGUUCAGAAAGAAUGUGACAGUUCUGACAGCUGCCAUACAUAUCCAUUUCAAUUACACAUUCAGGAAGAGGUAAUACUACAAACUGAUUAGAUCCACCUUGGGAUGGACAUGAACCGAAGCUCUGGAUAGCAUCUGACCUUCAAAACUCCCACUGCAGGCUGGAUAUGAUGGCUCAAGCCUAUAGUCCUAGUACUUUGGGAGGCCAAGAUAGGAGGAUUCCUUGAGAGCAGCAGUUCCCUGUGCAGCCUAUGGAGACUCUAUCUCUCUAUCUCUACAAAAAAUUGAAAAAUUAGCUGGCGUGGUUGUGCAUGUUCCAAAUACUUGGGAAGCUGAAGCAGGAGGAUUGCUUGAGCCCAGGCGUUCGAGGCUGCAGUGGGCUAUAAUCCUGCCACUGUACUCCAACUUGGGUAACAGAGGGAGACUGUCUCAGAAGAAGAAAAAAGAAGUGUAAGUUCUCACUGGUAUCUUAAAUAUCAAGUAAAAUGGGAUCAAAUCAAUAAUUAACAAUCUUUGGUUCCUGCCUAUAGCAAAUAGGUAAAAUUGAAAGUAGUUAUACAAAGAGUAUAUUAACUCCUAACAAAAUUAACCAAAGACAAUUUUAUUUUCAUCUGCUUUCUUUGUUGUUUUUUUUUUUUUUUGAGACAGGGUGUUGUUCUGUCU
Molecule: messenger RNA, 6142 nt
Organism: Macaca mulatta (Rhesus monkey)
Lineage: Eukaryota; Metazoa; Chordata; Mammalia; Primates; Cercopithecidae
Source: RefSeq, a predicted model, not a curated record